Molecule: messenger RNA, 841 nt
Organism: Glycine soja
Lineage: Eukaryota; Viridiplantae; Streptophyta; Magnoliopsida; Fabales; Fabaceae
Product: peptide methionine sulfoxide reductase-like
Exons: 2
Coding region: 51-635 (194 amino acids)
Molecular function (GO): peptide-methionine (S)-S-oxide reductase activity
Source: RefSeq, a predicted model, not a curated record
AACAUUGUUCUCUCCAUCUACAUAACACCUCAAAUUCUGUGAUUCGGGUAAUGGCUACCAGUGGAGGCGAUGAGGGGCAGAACAACCCUGCCCUCGACCCGGAUUUGGAUGCUCCGGAUGACCCGGAUCACGAGUUCGCUGAGUUCGGGUCGGGUUGCUUCUGGGGUGCUGAGUUGGCCUUUCAGCGAGUUGUGGGUGUGGUGAAGACUGAGGUUGGUUACACUCAGGGUCACACUCCGGAUCCGAAUUACAAACUGGUUUGCACCGGAACCACUAACCACGUUGAAGUGGUUCGGGUCCAGUUCGACCCGAAGGUUUGCCCCUACAAUGAUCUACUUGCUCUCUUUUGGUCUCGGCAUGACCCCACUUCCAUCAACCGUCAGGGCAAUGAUGUGGGUGCACAGUAUAGAUCAGGAAUAUACUACUACAACGAUACCCAAGCUCGUUUAGGCCAGGAAUCAAAAGAUGCAAAACAAUUGGAACUGAAGGAGAAGAUUGUGACAGAAAUACUUCCAGCAAAGAGGUUUUACAAAGCAGAGGAAUACCAUCAACAAUAUCUGGAGAAGGGUGGAGGUCAAGGCAACAAACAAUCCGCAGAAAAAGGCUGCACUGAUCCCAUCAGGUGCUAUGGCUGAUGAAUGAUGAUCACUUUCUUGCUGCACACUUCACCAUGUCUAGCUUCUAUCAGCCAUCUGUUGUGUACUCCAAUAUAAUAAUAUUAUCAAAAAUAAAAUAAGUCAUGGUGUAUCUUCAGAGUGCUCAUAUUGCAAUCUGGACUUUAGUUGAUCAAUUUGCUAUUUAUAUAAAUGCUUUAAAGUAAAAGUUAUCAUUUUGCAUGAAA